Messenger RNA from Arabidopsis lyrata subsp. lyrata, 1768 nucleotides. Its product is annotated as DNA ligase 1. The transcript has 9 exons. Bases 65 to 1567 code for a protein of 500 amino acids. The record is from RefSeq and is a predicted model, not a curated record. NCBI's taxonomy places the organism in Eukaryota, Viridiplantae, Streptophyta, Magnoliopsida, Brassicales, Brassicaceae. Gene Ontology annotation, cellular component: nucleus.
ACGAUUCACACUGAGAGAGGUAAAUGUGAAUUUUCUCCAUCGGACUUAGGUUCUUCUGAGAGAAAUGUCUGGCGACUCGACGACGACUUCGGCUAUGGAGAUCUCCGGCGACAAGAUUGAUUCGAAGGACGGCGAGGCAACAACAACAGCUAUCGAGUCUCAGAUUCUCGCGGCUAUGCAGUCUCGAGUAACCUACCUCAGAGAUAAAGCAGACAACUUCACCUUUGAGGGUGUGCGGAGGUUGCUGGAGGAGGAUCUGAAAUUGGAGAAACAUGCUUUGGAUGCGCAUAAGAGCUUUGUUAAACAACAUUUGCUUAAGUGCUUAGAAGGUGCUGAGAAUGAUGAAACUUCAGAAAAUUCUCAAGAAACUGAGAAGAAAGAUACUGUUACUCCAGUGAAAGAAGUAGCAAAGUUAUCUAAAGAGCACAAGGAGAAAAAAGAUGUUAAGGAAGAUACGACUGGUGAUGAUGAGAAAACGGAGGAUUCUCCUGUGAUGGGACUUCUGACAGAAGAAAACACAUCCCAAUCUGUAGCUGAGCAAACAAAGGAUGAGGACAGCAAAGAGGUCCUGCAGAGUGAUAUAAAAAAAGCCCUUCGUAAAAGGGCUUCUUAUAUUAAGGCUAAUUCAGAGAAAAUUACAAUGGGCUUACUUCGUCGACUUUUGGAGCAAGAUCUUAAAUUAGAGAAGUACUCUCUUGACCCCUACAAGAAAUUCAUUAAUGGAGAACUAGAUGAAAUACUACAAGCUCUUGAAGCUACAAAAUCGUCAACUAAGGCUCAGAGGAAAACUGUAACCAAGAAGGUCAAGAGCACACCAGCUAAAAAUUCAGACAGUGAAGAAAUGUCUGAUUCAGAUGGUGACGACGACAAGGAAGUCACUGUAAAAAAGAAGAAGACGGCUGAGAAAAGAAAAUCGUCAAAGUCAGAGGGAACCGGAAAGCGGAAACGUGAAAAGGAGAAACUUGCAUCUGCAAAGAAGACAAAACAAACAGAUUCACAGAGCGACAGUGAUGCAGGAGAAAAGGCAUCAUCUUCAGAAAAAUCUGUGAAGAAACAGGAAACUCCAACGACUGGCUACGGGAAGCGUGUUGAGCAUCUUAAAUCGAUCAUCAAAUCUUGUGGAAUGAGUAUUUCUCCAUCGGUUUACAGGAAAGCCAAGCAGGCUCCUGAGGAGAAGCGCGAGGAAACUCUGAUAAAAGAACUUAAGGAGUUACUCGCCAAAGAAGGGUUGUCUGCAAAUCCUUCAGAGAAAGAGAUCAAGGAAGUCAAAAAAAGAAAAGAAAGAACAAAGGAGCUCGAGGGUAUAGAUACAAGCAACAUUGUGUCGAGUUCGAGGAGAAGAUCCACUGCAAGUUUUGUACCUCCUCCAAAGCCGAUAAAAGCAGAAGAAAGCGAGAGCGAUGAAUCAGAAGAUUCUGAGAAUGAGGAGGAUGAGGAUGAAGAAGUAGUAGUAGAAGAAGAUGAAGACGAAGAAGAAGACGAGGGAGGUAACAAAGAUGGCGGAGAGGGAAGUCAAAACGAAGGAGAACCAAACACUGAGGAUGGUGGUGAAGAGGAAAGCGAGUAAUUGUAAGAUCGUUGGUUGUGCUUAGCUUUGUCGCAGGAACAAUGUAGCUUAGCUUCUCUAUGUACUGUUGUAGAGUGGUGAUAUUUUGUACUUUUUAAUGUGUUAAUCAUAAUCAUGACAUUAGGAUAUGAAUUUUAAGACUUGCAUUAUAUAACACUAAAUUAGGUUUCAUCUAAAGUUUAGAAUGGAUAUGAUUUGUCA